Messenger RNA from Anguilla anguilla (European eel), 3902 nucleotides. RefSeq names its product inactive dual specificity phosphatase 27-like. Gene Ontology annotation, cellular component: cytoplasm. The transcript is spliced from 7 exons. Bases 365 to 2905 code for a protein of 846 amino acids. The record is from RefSeq and is a predicted model, not a curated record. Gene Ontology annotation, molecular function: protein tyrosine/serine/threonine phosphatase activity; MAP kinase phosphatase activity. Gene Ontology annotation, biological process: protein dephosphorylation; negative regulation of MAPK cascade. Lineage: Eukaryota; Metazoa; Chordata; Actinopteri; Anguilliformes; Anguillidae.
AAAUUGGAGUUGUCUCAAGGAAGAUGACUUUACAAAGUGGAGUUUGCACGAGGAAGAGGACUCUUUAAAAUUGAGAUUUGAGUGAGUGGGGCUCUACAAUACACAGUUUUUGGUACACCGAGGGCUGCAUUGUGUGGAUUAGGCAGAGAGAGAGAGAGAACUGCUUUCUCCGGUGAAGUCACAUACAGGUGAGCUGCACAGUAAGCAGAUGGUUUCCUGUAGUCCACUCAUGAAAAGGGGCUCUGAAAGUUGAUCUCACAAAGUUCAAGAGUAUGAGAUGGACACGGCUUAAGCAUCAGUCCGAUUUGAAGAACAGAAGCCCUGCUGUGGACCCUCAGUACCCAUUUGAGGAGACAGGCUUGCCAUGGCUUCUGGGGGGAAUAACGAAGAUGACACAGAUCAGGUGGUACCGGAAGACAGCAGGGCCAAUAUCAGGGACAUUCAGUCCCACUAUCUACGCUGUCCUUCCCCCAGCAGGUUCUCAGCGAUUUCAGAAACGGAGACCAUCUUCCUGGAACCCAUUCACCUCUCGUCUGCAGUGGCUGCCAGAAAGAUUAUCCGUGAGGAGCUGAAGCCACGAGCAAUCAAGGUGAAGCCAGUUCCAGAGAGCAUGCUCGAGUCAGCCAGGCAGCUAAUGGUGGAGGAUCUGUACAACCGUGUGAAGGACAUGAUGGAUGACACCAGCUCUUACAACACCCCCUGCGUGCUGGACAUUCAGCGAGCCAUGGUGCAAGACCGACUGGAGGCACCCUUCAACCCCGCUGAUGAGGUGUGGCCCAGCAUCUUCAUUGCUGAAAAAACUGUAGCGGUUAACAAGUCACGCCUGAAACGGAUGGGAAUCACCCACAUAUUGAACGCAGCCCAUGGUACAGGUGUAUACACGGGCAAAGGUUUCUACAAGGACAUGAACAUCCGAUACCACGCCGUUGAGGUGGAUGACUUCCCAUAUGUGGACAUCUCUCCACACUUCCGCAAGGCCGCUGAGUUCCUGGAUGAGGCCCUGCUAACACAUAAGGGAAAGGUGCUGGUGAACUCAGUCAUGGGAAUCAGUCGCUCGGCAGUUCUUGUUGCUGCCUACCUCAUGAUCUUCCAUCACAUGACCGUCAUGGAGGCCCUGCUGGCACUGCGUAGGAAGCGGCCCAUCUGCCCUAACGAGGGCUUCCUGAAGCAGCUGCGCCAGCUGAACGAAGCCCUGCUGCAGGAGAGAGACGAGGACGAGCAGCACAGCGAUACUCUCAGCCAGGGCUCUGCUAUCGAGGCAGACGCUAGCCAGGAAGAGGGACGGAGUGUCCUGGGUGCCGAAGCACUUUCCACGGUCGCGGACGAGGAGGAGGAUGGCAAGAGUGAGACGAGCAGUGCGGCACCCGUAACCCAGAGGCGUGCCCUGGCAGAACACGACCAGCAGAGGGAGGACCAGGCCCCAACUCUGCCCAAUGAGCAGGAAGUAGAAGAUGACAACAAGCGCACGAUCCGCGAGUGGCAGCAAAGGAACGAGAGGUACCGGAGUGAACACUGGUGGCGGGCACAGCUACGGAGAGAACAUGAGGAGUCACUCCCGGCAGGAAGCUGCCACCACCUUCCAGAGGAUUUGGAGAGUGUCUGCAGUGUAGACGUCCAGGCCCUGAAGGAACAGGUGGGCACCAGAGGGAUGGGCCGCCACACACAGCCAGACCCCGUAUCCACUGUAGAAAGCACCUAUGCUGACAUGGGGAGACAGCGACUCAGAGAGACUGAAAAGGAGGCUACUAACAGAUACAGCAGCAGACACCAGGGUGAGGGCGACAUGACUAGGACCAAGUGUGGGCAGGAGGAUGAGAAGAGUCUACUCUCAGAGACUAGCGCACUCUACAGGUCCUGUGUGAAGAAUAAGGACACACUGACACCUCUUGAGCGAUGGCGUGUGAGGCGGAUCCAGUUUGGCUGGAAUAAGAAGGACACAGACACAGAGACAAGCAUUAAUGAUGAGCAGGAUGACAGUGAAGGGGAGGAGAUCAAGGUAUCUGUGCUGGAAGACGUUGACCUCACAGCCUACCAGACUUGGAAACUGAAACAGCAAAAGAAGAUGGGAGCGGAAAAUAAGGAUGAGACCAUGGAGCUCAGCACAGGUCAGGUCACUGACGCGGACAACAAAUGCAGCACCUUGUUCAAAAAGAAGAAAACGAAAAAGGGAAGUGAUGAGGAUGAUGAGGACCAAAGUACGGGAAUUUCAAAGACCGAAAGCAAAUACAACCCGGCCUUUGUCAGUGAAAGACUGGAUACACCAUCUGGCCUCACAGGGAGGCCCAGUUGCUCUGUCAUUGAGAGAAAUCAGAUCAGCAGAAACAAUGGCUGCUGUUGGCAGAGAGACAUUAAAACUCCUUCCAUGCACCCCGACAGCCUAAAUGCUGAGGGUGCGAGGCCUCGAAACUCCAAACACUCCUCAUUUAAAGAGCAGGCCACAGAGUGCUCAUUUGCUAGGGGACAACAGGAACAUGAAAGGAAAUCAAGAUUUCACCCAAGAGCUGCAAGGCAGCUGCCAUCAUCCAGUCAAUUCCAAACUGGUGGCAUAAAUGGUGAAUCUCAGCCAGAUCCUUAUUCAGAACGUCUACACCACCCCAGGUUGCUCCCAGCAGAAGACUUCUUGUCCAAUAGUCUGACAGAAUCCAAAAGCUACGCUAGAAUGCGGAGAUCUUAUACCACUGACGUGGAGGAGCAGGAGGAGAAGGAGGAGCUUCAAGACUACACAGUAAAAAGGAAGUUCAGACAUUACUCUGGACAUGAAGACAGCAACACUGACGUAAAGAGAGGAGGGCAAGUAAAGAAGGAAAAGGAGGAAGAUGGGCCUUCCAGCACAAGUCAGCAUAGGCUGAGGUCUACAACAAAGGCAGAUGAGGAUCAGGGUGGUGAUAUUACCACAAGAAGAUGAAAUUAUAUAAAACUGCUUGCAGCUUCUUGAAUGUAAAUCUUUCUUUCAUCUUCUGAAAGUAGAGAACCUCAUGAGUUUUGUUUGUUAGCUUGUUAUUUGGAAUGAAAACCUGAGGAACUGUGUGCAUAUUCAUUUGAGGUCCUUAGGUUUAUUGACAACACAAAGAGCAGCUGUAAGAUAGCCGUUAUCAUUUUCAUUCACUAAAUGGUAUUUGGGCACUAGUGAUUUACACCAUUUCACAUAAAAUUACCUUGAAAUGCCCAUAAAACUAAUUUCCUCUUAUAAUUUUUUUACGCACAAGUACAAGGGACUAAGACUGAUUUGAAAGCUUACAGAAGAAAACGUGUGAAGCACACAAACCCCAAUGUCCAUUUUAUAGACAACAUUUUAUAAUUACACAUUAUAUAUAAUGAAAUUGAAAUGACAACCUCACAACCUCAUUAACUUACACCUAUUCAUUCCAUUAAUGGAAAAUAUGACACAAAUAUAAUAGUUGCCUAUAGUUUUUUGCCUGUUUGGUUUCUCAAAUAUAUGUCAAUUACAAUUAUUUUUUUUCCCUCCUGUCUAUAUAAGAGGAAUCUAAGACCAGGUGGUCUACAUGGUUCAAAUGUUCUACUAACACAGCAUGAUUUAUGUGCAGAAUACAGUAGUCUUGUGUCAUGUUUAUACUUUAAUGUGAGAGGUUACAAUGGUAACAAUAAGGGAGUACUUUAUUUAUAACACUUCAUAAAGUGCAGGAAAUGGCACCAGGUGAAUAGGAUACUUCUUUAUUGGCCAUUUGUCUUGGGUUGUGUCAAUUGAUGGUAGUGUAUAGUAAAUUAGGGCAUGUUUUCUUUGCUGUAAUAUUCCAGGUAUAAAAGACAAACAGUGAACACGAGAUAUGACAUGAGCAUAAUAUUGUGCAUGUUUGCCAAGUAAAAGAACUUGGCAAACACUGACUAACCAUUGUUUAGAGAAUUUAAACAUGGUUAGAAUACUGAUGUUCUGUUAACAAAAA